Molecule: messenger RNA, 351 nt
Organism: Rangifer tarandus platyrhynchus (Svalbard reindeer)
Lineage: Eukaryota; Metazoa; Chordata; Mammalia; Artiodactyla; Cervidae
Source: the annotation of a GenBank genome assembly
AUGGGCACCUGGCUCUCGGCUCCCCGGCCCUUCUGGGAAUGGCGGAGGGGGGCACAGAAGGACCCGGACGUCUCUGGGAGCCUGGGCCCCUUUGUAGUGUUUCUGCCACCCCCGCCUGCCCCCUCUGUGACCAGGCUGCCGGCGCCCAAAAAAAGUAGUAGGUGGUUCAGGGUUGGCAGAGGGGCUGAGAAGCCGGGGCAGAACCCUGAAGUGGCCAUCACAGCCCAGCACGGUCUGCCUCCCUGGAGGCUGGGGGACGGAGAGGAGGACGAAGGCCUGCAGGAGGGGCCCGGAGAGGGCGGAGGAGCAGCCUGGUGCCGAGUGUUUUCCUGCCCCUGGGAGCUGCUGUGA